UGCAACUCUCCAGCCUGGUUGGAGGUCCGUGUUGGACCCUCCGCAAUUGGAAGCAAGCCUCGGCGAGGGUGGGGGCGUCCCGAACCGAGACUCCCCCCGGCCCCUCUUGUUGCUCCGUGUUGCAAAGUCCGCUUCCUUGGGCUUUCUUGCUUGCAAGGGUCGCCUUUUGCUCCGAGGGCUCCGCUGGGCGGAACGUUCUGGUCUCCAGAGAAGAUGGCUGACAUUCCAAGGGACUCUGUGAAGUGGCACCUCUUCACAAGGAAUAGGGACGUCACUUACCGCAUCCCUGCCCUGAUCUACCGGCCUGCGGAGACCAUUUUCCUGGCUUUUGUGGAGGAACGCUCCUCACCCCGCGACGAACACGCCAAGGGCUUGGUGAUGCGAUGCGGACUCAAGGAGGGCCUGUCCGUUAAGUGGGGUCCUUCCAUCCGCCUGAAGACAGCUGGGCUGCCCAAUCAUCGCACCAUGAACCCGUGCCCGGUUUACGACAAGAAGAAUGACGUCAUCUUCCUCUUCUUCAUCUGCGUCAGGGACGGCAUUUCGGAACAGCAUCAGAUUAGGACGAGGAGAAAUGCUGUCCGACUGGGCUACGUCUCCAGCGAAGACGGCAGCCGCCACUGGAGCUCGAUGACCGACCUGACCGAACAGGUGAUGGGCGACGAUGAGGCGCAGAAAUGGGCGACCUUUGCCGUGGGACCAGGCCACGGAGUGCAGCUGAGUUCGGGGCGCCUGGUGAUCCCAGCUUAUGCCUACUACGUCCACAAGUCAUGGUUGGGGUACUCCUUCCCGUGGUGGAUCAAACCCCAUUGCUUCAGCUUCUACAGCGACGACGGCGGGCGAACCUGGGCCCGGAGUGAGCCCCUCAAAGCCCUGAAGACCACCGAGUGCCAGAUGGCCGAAGUGACCGGCGAGGACGACAGGCAGGUGUUAUAUUGUAACGCCCGAAGUUUGCACCAAUUCCGAGCCGAGGCCUACAGUGCGGACAACGGAUGCCGUUUUCCAGACCACGCCGUUUGCAAACAGUUGUGUGAACUGCCUUCGGGGUGUCAAGGAAGCGUUGUGAGUUUCUUCCCCUCGGAUCCGGGCCCAAAGAAGGACCCCGACGCGUCAACCGCUGAGACGGAGGCGUCUCCAUCGUCUGCUUCGCCCAGCUGUCCCAAGUCAUGGCUGAUGUUCUCCCAUCCCACCAGCAAGAAGAAGCGGAUGGAUCUGGGGAUCUACCUGAACCCUUCCCCGACGGAGCGGAGCAGGUGGACGUCCCCUUGGAUCCUAAAUAAAGGACCCAGCGGGUACUCGGAUUUGGCUGUUUGUGAAGACGGGGAACCACUUGCCUUCGGUUGUUUGUUUGAGUGCGGAGAGCACAAGGCAUACGAGGACGUCGCAUUUUGCCUCUUCACCCACGAUGAGCUCCUGAGAAACGUGAAAAUGUGAGGGACGGUCCGUCCGACGGCACAUCCGCCUCAACGAAGGAGCUCUGUAAAGGGUGGUUCUGUGCUUGGCAACCGACUGGGAAGGUCCUACAGGCUCUUCCUCGUGUCACAUCUUGUGUGUUAAGAUGCUGGCUUUUAAUGAUAACAGAAUCACAGAGCUGGAAAGGCCCUCAGAGGUCUUCUAGUCCAGCCCCCUGCUCAUGCAGGAGAUCCUAUAUCAUUUCAGACGAAUGGUUGUCCAAUCUCUUCUUGAACACCUCCAGUGUUGGAGCAUUCACAACUUCUGGUGGCAAGCAGUUCCACUGAUUAAUUCUUCUCUCACGGUCAGGAAAUGACCUCCUGAGUUCCAGGUUGCUUCUCUCCUUGAUCGUCAUAAAGAGAUGCUAAAGGAACAGGUAAUAGGAAAGAUGAGAAGGCUAACAGUAAUAAAGCUCUUACUAUAUGGUUUGAUAUCCUAGGGCCAUGGCCCACUACCGGACUGUGGGCUGUUUGGAACUAGGGUGUGCAAGCAGCAGGCAAGCACGUGUGUGCGCGAAGCUCCACUCGGUGGUGCGCGAAGCUUUACUCUCAUGAGAAGUUCUAUUCGCGUGAGCAGAGGGUGUUUGCGCUCACACAGAACUCUGCAUGCUUGCACCCGCAUCUGCCACUCACACAACGCCAUCCCCUCUCUCCCUCCCCUCCCCACGCCAAGCCAAAAACGUUGGGGACCAUCGUCCCAGUGCAUAAGACAGUGCUGUGGGAAUGAAGUGCUCCGCAGAGUGACGGUGCUAGAGGAAAAAGCUGUCUUCGUGCCUAGCUGUUUUGGUGUGCAAUGCCCUAUAGAAAUUAAAAAUUAAAACAGUUGAUGUCCAGGAUGUGAGGGGUCUGCAGAUAAUUCCUCAGCCCCCCUUUUGGCUCCUGCAGGAGACAGGUCCUCAACGGAAGGCAGGCUGGUUGCAAUUGGUUUACCUUGGUGACUUUAUUUUUAGUCUGAUUCCCCUUAUCUUAAUGUCUCUACUUAAGUGUUUCUGUGGUCAGCUUUGUUACUUUUGUAACAGCAGGCUGCUCUGAGUUUUCCUUUCAGCUGGUGCUUCUUGGUUUUCUUAAAGGGCCGGCUUAAGUCUUUGGGCACUGCUUUAGUGGUUCCUGGCACUGUCCUUUGGUGUGCCCUCCCCACAAUACAUUGUAACAGCAGUUUUGCAGUCCUAACUAUCCGUUGAAGUUUGUGCCCGCCCUGUUUGAUUGUUGGGCCAAACAUAAUUUAAAAGCAUAAUUAAUAAAAGUACCAAUUGUUAAUUUUAUAAAUAUUCCAGACCACCAACCCAGAAAGAUUGGCGAACUCUGAUCUAAGCAUACCCAAGGCUUAAUUUUGCUAUGGGGCAAGUUUGCUAUUCUCUUAUUUCACAUAAAAUAGUAAGCCACCCAGCGUUACCCUGUGGUAAGUGUCUCACUGAGCAGCAGAAAUGUCGGGCUCAAUUGUGGUCAUAAGUCAAGGACUACCUGUAUUUAAAUUCUUCAGUAGAUUCCUAAAUAUGCUUUAUCUUUUAGCCUGAUUCCCCUUAUCUUAAUGGCUCUACUUAAGUGUUUCUGUGGUCAGCUUUGUUACUUUUGUAACAGCAGGCUGCUCUGAGUUUUCCUUUCAGCUGGUGCUUGUUGGUUUUCUUAAAGGGCCAGCUUAAGUCUUUUGGCACUACUUUAGUGGUUCCUGGCACUGUCCUUUGGGAUGCACUCCCCACGGGGUGUAUGGGACCCACCCUUUGACUAUAAAGAAUUGCUGUAAGGUUGUAAUCGGGGCCUUGGCAGCUUUCAAAGCCAGGGUCUUUAUAUCUUGAUACCAAAAUAAAAGUAUGUUCUUGUACCACACCUUGUGUGUUUGGUGACUCAUCGGCUUCGACACCAAGCUAAGGCCCAGUUUUGGGGACAACAUUUAAGCCAGACAUUUAUCUCUCUGAAUUGGAAUUCUUUAUUGGCCAAGCGUGAAGUUUUCUCUUAAUAAAAGAAGACACGUGUGUUGCAUUGUGAAAGGUUAUGGUCAUGUCAUCAACAAAUACAUUUAGUUAAUAAUUGUCACCCUCUGUUUCCAGAUAUGGUCAUCU
Messenger RNA from Notechis scutatus (mainland tiger snake), 3505 nucleotides. Its product is annotated as sialidase-3-like. Gene Ontology annotation, biological process: ganglioside catabolic process; oligosaccharide catabolic process. Gene Ontology annotation, cellular component: membrane; intracellular membrane-bounded organelle; cytoplasm. Gene Ontology annotation, molecular function: exo-alpha-sialidase activity. Lineage: Eukaryota; Metazoa; Chordata; Lepidosauria; Squamata; Elapidae. The record is from RefSeq and is a predicted model, not a curated record.